Ornithodoros turicata is the source of this 3700-nucleotide messenger RNA. RefSeq names its product scaffold attachment factor B1-like. The record is from RefSeq and is a predicted model, not a curated record. The transcript has a single exon. Lineage: Eukaryota; Metazoa; Arthropoda; Arachnida; Ixodida; Argasidae. Gene Ontology annotation, biological process: regulation of mRNA processing; regulation of transcription by RNA polymerase II. Bases 224 to 2689 code for a protein of 821 amino acids. Gene Ontology annotation, molecular function: sequence-specific DNA binding; RNA binding. Gene Ontology annotation, cellular component: nucleus.
AAAGCUUUCAUAAACUGCCCGACAAGUGCGCCAUUGUAGUUUUUAAGAGCGUGGCGUAUUUUCUGCGCAGUGAAGAUAUCUCGGCAAAUUUUCAGUUCGUGUUUUCGCGUGUGGUGGUCUUUUAGUGUCGACUCGACUUACAUCGGGUUUCUUCGUGCGGCAGCUUACAGGUGCGUUGGAUUCUUUCUCAUACGAAGCAACUGCGAACGCCUAGGCGUUCAAAAUGGCUCCCAGUCCAGAUAGCGGUAGCUUAACAAAGAAAAAGAUAUCGGAUCUUCGAGUCAUCGACUUGCGCGGAGAGCUUGAGAAACGUGGCUUAGAUAAAACUGGAGUGAAAGCAGCGCUUACGGAACGGUUAUCGAAGGCUCUGAAGGACGAAGGUGAAGAUCCGGACGUUUUUGAGUUCGAGGUUCCAUCAGAGCCGUCUCCCGUGAAAAAGGUAAUAACGAAGAGAGUGAACAAGAAGUUAUCUCAGGAUACGGAGUCGGAAACUCAAAGCAAUGACGACGUUCAGGAACAAGGAGACUCCGAAUACGAGGAUGACGCCGAGGUUGAAACAGUAGAUGAGGACGACGACAGCCAGGUGGAGGCCGAGGUGAGGCCUAACACUAAGGAGGAGUCAAACAUGGAGAAAUCCGAGGCCGUGACAACGGAGGAUGCGAAAGAGGCAGGUGACACUGCUGUGCAACAGCCCGAAAAACAAAAGGAGAACGGGAAAGUGUCCAAAAGCGAAAAGAGCGAGGAGACCCGUCCUCCAGAGUCAGACCAAACAUUGAUCGUCCACGCGGACGACAGUCAUGACUUGGAUAACGAUAUUGAUGAAGAGGACAAAGAACAGAAGGAUGGUGAGGAGGCGGACAGCAGCAUUUCGAAAGCACAACCCAAAAAGGCUGAUGCGGCCCCAGCCGACAAUGAAGAGGCCGCUAAGGAAGCUACGAAAAAGGUCGCUGCCAAAAAGCCUGCUGCAGCGACACCCAAAGCGACAAAGGCGUCGCCAAAAGUUGAGAAAGAACUGUUACGUAACCUUUGGGUGAGCGGUCUCGCAAACACCACACGAGCUGCAGACCUCAAAGCGUUGUUCGGGAAAUAUGGAAAGGUGACCUCAGCAAAGAUAGUCACCAAUGCAAAGACACCUGGCUCCAGAUGUUACGGCUACAUGACCAUGGGCACUGCCGAGGAAGCGACAAAGUGCAUUCAACAUUUGCACCGUACCGAGCUCCAUGGCAAGAUGAUUUCUGUGGAACGCACUAAGAACGAGCCAGGUGGCGCACUUCGCAAGGCAGAGGCAAAGCCUGCCGCAGCUGCUGCUACCACCCCAGCAGCCAAGCCACCAGCACCAAAGGAAGUCAAAGAAGUUAAGGCUAAGCCAGUAAAGGCUGCCGAGCCAAAGAAAAAAGAGGUUGAGAAAGCAAAACCUGCCGAAAGCAAGGAGGAACCGGAAAAGGCCGAAGCCGCGGAAGAGGAGGAGGCAGAGGUAGUUGCGGAAGAGAAUCCUGAAGAAAAGGAAGAAACCGAGGAAAGUGACAAGGCAAAGAAGAAGCACCGCGACGAGAAAGGACGUCGCAGGGGAAGCCGCAGCCGCUCGAAGGAACGGGGCGGCCGUAACCGCCGCUUCUUCAGACCAUUCAAUCGAGGCUUCCGCGGCAGCGGUUUCCGGCGCGGUUUUGGCCGCCGCCCUUUCUUCAAGACUCCUUUCCGCGGCAGGAUGGGAUCCGGCGAAUUCCGGGGGAAUCAGUCAAACUUCCGAGCAGACGCUGCCACGUCGUACCGCCAGCGAGAGCUGGAACGGAGGCAGCGUGAAGAAUCCAUGCGCAUUGAGCGCGAACGGGAGAGGCUUCGUGUCGAGCGCGAGAAACUGGAGCGGGAACGCCUCGACCUGCUCAGGCUCGAGCGGGAGAAGCAGAGGCUGGAGCGGGAGAGGAUCCAGCGAGAGCGGGAGGAGCUUCGACAGAGGAAACUGGGACGUGCAGCCGUGAUGGAAGACGUUGCCCGUCGUCCCGUGAAGCGGGCCUAUGAGGAGGAGGUCCGUCCAGCCCGCAACGAGUUUGCAGAAGGAGGCUACUGGAGGGAAAACAAAAGGCAGCAUGUCCGACCCGAGUACGACAACACCAUGUCUCGCGACCGGGACGACAGGAAAGGGUCCGAACGCUACGACCGGGGCGGGCGGGGCGGAUUCCUCCCCGAACCGGACUUCCGUGCCGGCGGCCGCCCCAUGGCACGAGAACGACCCCGAGAGUCCCCACCUGGUCGGCGAAUGGAGCAGCGGUUUGCCGGCAAGGAAGGAUUCGGAUCGUCCGGCGGGUCGUUUGGUGGACGCUUCUCCGGAGGCGAUGGUUGGAGCGGCAGCCAUCAUCAGGGGAGCCGCGGAGGAGGCUACUCCUCCUCCAGUGCAGUGGGAGGCGGCGGCUCCCAGUCGUGGGGAGCGGACAUGGGUCGCAAGCAGGACUCCUCGCACGGCCAGUCGUGGCAGGGCCAAGGAGAGCGCUGGGGUGGCGCGGGAGGUGCCAAUAUGGGGAUGAGGGGUAUGGGCGGGGGUGGAAACCUCAUGGGUCAGGGGUCUCAAGGUUACGGAGGCAGUUCCGGCGGCGCGGGCAUGAUGCAGCACUCCGGUAUGGGUGGCGGCGGCGGCGGCAGCUUUGGUAGCACGGGGGGGCGAUACGCUGGAGGGGGUGGCAUGAGAAGGUACUAGCUUCGUGCGUCCUCACAAAGAGUCAACCAUUGAGUCGUUCCUCCUCGUUCUUUUUUUUCGUUAACCUCAUUAACGCAGAAGUAUGCGCUACAAAUUAUUUUUGGUGCCCGACGAAAUGGCCAUCUACCUACCCCUCGUUGCCACGAAGACUUGAUGUUGGGAACGUCGAAGAUUGUUUCGGACGCCGGCGCAAUUCGUACAUACGUACACGCAAGCAACUGUACCGGUCUCUCGGCAUGGCAGAAGUUGCUCGUGGCGGAGUAAUCAUGACUUAGAUUCAACGGCGGCAAAGCAUUCAAAGGCAUUGCUCAAAACGGCGUUUCUAGACGUCGAUUGUGGUAGACACCUGUAGCGUUCUUUUUUUUUUUUUUCGUUUGUCUCGUAGCUCACAGUCAUUCCAUUCGUUGCAUCCUCACUCCCUUCUCCGCCCCCACUUUAAGCUCCGCCACCUUUUCAUGUUGCAUUACGGUGUCCGACGGAAAAUAGCAGUACCUGCACCUCGCACCAGUAUUGUCAUUGGGAGCGCUGGAACUGCACCGGUUUUCACAAAUACCGUUAUCAUUUUGAAAUACGAAACAUCGACCGUCUUUGUUUUGAGUGUCACAGAGAAAUAAAGUUGACUCGUUGAGUUGUUGGGGGUACGGCUACGAUCUUAUUUAGGUAGGUAUCACAAAGAUAUUGGCGAUCAGCGUUACUCUAUCUGUAGCGGGUAUAGUUCUUCGGAUUUUUAAUAACUUUGGAAAGUGCUUAACGUUGCCUACAAAAUUUAUGAAUAAGUUUGCACAUUGUGCUGAAGUGUUAAUGUGUCUGGAGGUUUUGCAAAAGUGAUCGUAAAGGUUCUCUGUAGAGUCACAUCACCAGCAGCCUGGAACAUUCAUCUUUUUCCCUCUUUGACUCAAGUUUUCAUUUUAUACCUUGUGAUUUCAAUCUUCCAUUGCAGUGCUUCGGCAGUCUUCGCCAUGUGAAUGGAGUCUUGUGCAAAAUGUUGUAUUAAAAGAUAUGUGUAUUGCA